AUGUCUCAAGCAUCGAAGUAUUGGGAAAAAUACCAACAAAAGCAAGCUCAAAUGAAGGCAAACUUAAUGACUUACUUACUCCCCCCCCUCCGUGAGUGAACAAACAAAAUUUUGUUCACUCACGGAGGGGGUUAAUUUUGUUUUUUUAAAACAUUUAUAUAUAAAUUUUAUAAAAAAUUGUUUUUUUCGAAAUUUAAAAAAAAUCCUAAUUCACAAAAGUUGGAAAGCAAAUAUUUAAUUUAAAUUAUAAAAUUUAUGUUUUAAAAAGCAAUUCGUUUAAAAUUAAAUAGAAUUAGCUCUAGAUUUCAUUAUACUAAUUAUCAUUUAUAUAUCAAAAUUUUUUUCCAUAAAAAAUGUUUUUCUAUUAAAAAAAAUUUUUGUUCACUCACGGAGGGUGGGUUUUUGGCCAAAAAAUGGCGAUUUUUCUAAUGGUUUUGUUCACUCACGGAGGGGGGGGGAGUUAGGUGAUUAAAGUGAUAAUUUCUUCCGCAGGUGCAAUAUCAGAACCUCCCUUUUAACUCCCAAGUGGUGACGUCAGCAGCCAUCCUGUCUAGCAGGCAUUCCAGAAGACAUCGCCAAAAGGGCCAGAAAUCCUUCACUGGCAGCGUUGCCUCGCCUGAACCUGACUCCAGCGCGUGUUUCGCCUAAGGGUCACCCUCCUCGGGUGUGCCAAGCUGUAAAACUCCUAUGCCUUCUACCUAAAAUCCUUGGGUCGCUGUUUUAUCCUAUGCGAUAAGCCAUACUCGACAUUGUGGAUAAAGGUUUACCGUAUAAACCUAGCCCCAUAAUAAUAAAUAUGGCGGAGGAGGAAUGGUUUACGAAGUAAAUUAAAUUCCGUACGUAGCCAUUUUAUUAUUAUUCAAACUUAAUGACAGAUAAACAAGCUUAUAUCGCGUCUUUAGAAGCUCAGCUAGAAAAAGUUACUCAGGCUCUCCUUAUAAAUCAAGGAUUCGUUGAAAGAGUUGAACAACUACAAGCCCAAAUAAACACCUCAGAAGACAGAAUUAUAAACCUUACAAGGCUUGUAAAGCUCCAGCAAAGCUAUAACGAAGAACAAGAGAAAACUAAAACCGCGGGCAGUGACAUAAUCAAAAUUGACACAAAAAUAAGCCAACGCCUCGAUAUACUUGAAGAAAAAGUUAGGAAGCUGUUUGAAAAAGCCAGCCAAGAUAUAGAAGAAAAACAAAUGCGCUUAAAGCAAGGCACAGACACAGAAAAUUACGAUAAAGAAAUGAGUUUUGGACGACUUAGUGAGGGAUUUGGAAGUUUAGUCGAUAAAAUGAUAGAAAUUGAAAAAAGGAAUAAAGAUGCAGUAGAAUCAGCUUGGAAUGCCCAGCAGACUUGCAAUAAGCUAUCUGAAGAUAUGCUAGAAAGAAUGGCAGCUUGUGAAAACAAAGUAAAUGAAUUAAAAAUGAUCAAAGAUUCAGGAAAUAUCGAGCACAUAGCAAAAAUGAGCAGGAUAGAAAUAGAAAAUUUAAUUGAGGAAAAAGUUUCUGCAGCUGUUGAUAAAAUUGUAGCAAUUAUUAAAACUUAUGGGAAAACUCAAGAUGAAUUUGAAACAAAAAUAAAAAAAUUGAAUGAAAAAAUCAAAGGAAUUGUUGAUGAAGUCAAAGAAAAACCAAAACAAAUUUUGAAUAAAAGUCUUGAUGAGCUGGAAAGAACUGUAAGCUAUGAAAAAAAAGUCCCAAAGCUUUCAGUUAAAAAAUCAAAAUCAGUUUCUCCAUCAAGAUCAUCAUCAGAUUCAAGACGUCCUCCUACUCCAAAAGGUGCAAAAAAUCCAACAUCUCCUUUAAAAUCGCCUAAAAAUUCUCACAAAUCUUCCAUAAGCCCUCCACGAAGUCUACAAGGAAAGCCAAAAACGCCCCCAAAGUCCCCAAAAAAUAAAACCUACCCUAGAUCUCCCAAAAUCCAUGAAGAUAGCAAAGAAAUUGAAGAAGAGAAAAAAGUGACAAUGAAAAAGCCAGAAACGAAAACAAAAAGAAGAAAGCAUGCAGAAAAGAGAUCAAAACUUGAACAAUUAUACCAGCAGCUCUCAGCUCGUAAUAGCUAA
Blepharisma stoltei is the source of this 2050-nucleotide messenger RNA. The record is from the annotation of a GenBank genome assembly. NCBI's taxonomy places the organism in Eukaryota, Ciliophora, Heterotrichea, Heterotrichida, Blepharismidae.